Penicillium brevicompactum is the source of this 1257-nucleotide messenger RNA. Its product is annotated as GTPase-activating protein RNA1. Gene Ontology annotation, molecular function: GTPase activator activity; small GTPase binding. The transcript has a single exon. The record is from RefSeq and is a predicted model, not a curated record. Gene Ontology annotation, cellular component: nucleus; cytosol; perinuclear region of cytoplasm. Gene Ontology annotation, biological process: activation of GTPase activity; nucleocytoplasmic transport. NCBI's taxonomy places the organism in Eukaryota, Fungi, Ascomycota, Eurotiomycetes, Eurotiales, Aspergillaceae. The coding region runs from base 1 to 1257 and encodes 418 amino acids.
AUGGCCCCUCCUAAAGUCUUCUCCCUCGAGGGCAAAGUCCUCAAGCUCGACACUGCUGAGGAUAUCAAUGCCCACAUUCAACCGUUGGUGGAGAACACCGAUUACACCGAAAUCCGCCUCGGUGGAAACACUCUGGGAAUUGGAGCUUCCCAACGUCUGGCUGUGGUCCUGAAGAACCAAGAGUGUCUCGAAGCUGCCUACCUCGAUGAUAUUUUCACCGGUCGUCUUCUGUCUGAGAUCCCCACUGCUCUGACUGCUCUCUUGAACGCUAUUCUCGAGCUUGACACCGUCCACACUGUCAACCUCAAUGACAACGCUUUUGGUCUCAACACUUCUGCACCUCUCGUCGAGUUCCUGUCCCGCCAUGUGCCCCUCCGCCACCUCAUUCUGAACAACAACGGACUCGGUCCUGCUGCCGGAACCCAUGUCGCCGAUGCGCUCUUCCAGUUGGCUCAGCGCAAGGAGGAGGCUCGCCGCGAUCAGAAGAAGGUCAAUCUGCUAGAGAGCGUUGUCUGCGGACGCAACCGCCUGGAGAAUGGCAGUAUGGAGGCGUGGGCCCGCGCUUACAAGGCCCACUCUGCUGGCCUCAAGUCCGUCAAGAUGACCCAAAACGGAAUCCGUCAAGAGGGUAUCUCCCACCUGCUGACCCAGGGUCUCUACCACGCUACUGGCCUUGAGGUCUUGGAUCUGCAGGACAACACCUUCACCGUCAUGGGAUCCACCGCUCUGGCCAACAGCUUGCCAGUCUGGCCUUCCCUCCGCGAGCUCGGCGUUGGAGAUUGUCUCCUCUCUGCCCGCGGUGGUGUCAAGGUCGCCCAAGCUUUGGCGGCAAACAAGAACCAAAACAUUCAAACUCUGCGUCUGCAGUACAACGAGAUGAAGGCGGAGGCUGUCAAAAGCUUCACCCACGCCGCCAAGACCGCUCUCCCCAAUCUCCGCCGCGUCGAGCUUAACGGUAACAUUUUCUCCGAGGACGACCCUAACAUUGUGGACCUACGCGAGCUUUUGGAGGCCCGUCAGGAGGAGCACGGUACCGAUGAAGACCCCGAAGACACCUGGGGUGUUGACGAAUUGGACGAGCUCGAGGAUGAAGAUUCCGAGGAAGAGGAAGAGGAGGAUGAGGACGAGGAAGAGGAAGAGGCUAAGGCCGAGAAGGACCUCAAGGAUGCCGACCGGGCUGAGGAAGAGAAGGUCGCCCAGAAGAACGAUAAGGAUGUCGACGCAUUGGCCGAUGUGCUGGGCAAGACCGGCAUCUAG